AUGAUUUUAUACUUUUGACAAGUAGGAAAAUAAAGCACAAAAGGUUAGAAGGCGGGAUCGCCCAAGGUUUUCUUGAAAUAAGGUACCUAUUUUUUGGUUUCAUACAAAACAAAAACAGAUUUUAUUAUAUCCUGCCUCAAAUACGCAUUAUUUUGAAAAACACUACAUGACAACUUUUAUUUCUUACAUAAUUUGCCGUCGAAUAGCAUUUUUAAAAAUAGUUUAUCCAAAAAAAGCAUCGCAUGUUGAUCCACUGUGCGACGUAUCGCGCCGUGCAAUAACAUUAAGACGUAAAGAGACUUCGUGCCUCUACUCUUUCCCAUAUUACAGCUUGGCAAAAAAGAGUAGAAAUGGAACUAAUUUUUUACACCACUUACUGUUUUCAUACAAAAGAUAGUUGGAAUAUGCAAGACGUUUUACAUAGACAGUGGCGCCCCUAUUAUUUUCUACUUUUUUUGCCCGACUGUAAUAUAGACGGUCAAGCAAAUAUUAUGAGAGCAAAAUUCAAAUUUUCUAUGGGACGAUAUUAAUGUAUGGGCACAUUAUUCAAAUUUGCCGCCAUUUUUUACUCUCAUGAUUUGCUUGACCGUCUGUAGUUACAUUAUCUAGGUUAUUAACAUGACAAGUAAGUGCCUUACUUGUUAUGGCUGAUGUAUUUAUUGGGUAAAAUAAAAAUCUGGUACUGGCAACAUUUUCAAGUUGUCAUCCAACAAACCAAAUGCUAACGGCCGAAUGUGAUGCUCGUGUGUUCUUUUUCUUUUCGCUCCUUUUUUGCGUCGUUGUCAUUGCAGUGAAAGUGUUUCAUUUGAAAAUUAACUUAGUGAUCGCGAUCGCAAGUAUACCUACUAAAAUAAUGGAAGAGGAUACAGAAAACAUAUUGGUAUCCUGGGAUGUGCCGUCAGAAGUCGUCGAGAACUUCAAAACAACAUCAAACCAGAAGAGUUCAAUUUGCUAGCUGCAAAAAUUGUUUCUCUUUUCCCAACUGAAAGUAUAUAUAUCUACUAUAUGAAAGCUGUGCCAACAUGCAAAUCUGCUUCAAGAAAAUAUGUGCCCGCUAAAGGCAAAUUAGUGGACAAGGUUCGAAAUCUCCUGUACAUAUCAGGAGCAAAGCGCAGGAGCAUUAAAUCCACUUGCUCUAAUAAGGAUUCGGAUACAGAUGUAGAGUCUGUGGAAAAUAAUCAAGAGACUGCCUCAAAUGACGACGCUAUUUGGCUGAAACAUAACAAUGAGCCAUGGGACCAAGUUUGUGAAAGGUGGAAUAACACCUUUGAAUUAAGACACAAACAAAAAUUUGAAACUGUACAUGAUUUUCUCGAAACCUGGGCCAUUUUAAAAGACGGCAAAGCAGAUACUCUGAUACUUUUGGAUUUUGAGAAACAGUUUAAAGAGAAGUCGCUUAACUUCUUUAAAAACUGGGAACUAUUUUUCUCGAAACUUUUGAAGCUUAGAGAAAGUGUCGUGACAAAUGAUAAUGCAAAAGCAUUAAUUGAAGGAUUAGGGAAUAUCAUUGACGAUGACAAAAAAAUUCCGGUGCAGAUUUACCUGCUAGGUUUUUUAAUACCACCCAAAGGCCGAAAAUCUAGGAAAGUCAAGUUCUCAACCACUGAAUCAAUCCAGGGCUUAUUAGUUCAGAUAGAUGACGCCGGAGAUAUCGACAGCGUAAUCGCAGCCCAGAAAGCUAAGGCUGCAGCCCGGAAGGAUACCGUUCAACCCUUCGUGCUCAUACAAGGACCGCUACAAAACUUCGCCCAGAUAUACAUCGUUAUUGAUGAUAUCAAAUACCACGUGCAUUCAGCUGCAAAGGCGUUCGACUUAUUGUUUAAGAUUUAUCACGUUUUCCACGCCAAGUAUCCCCAAGUGUGUGAGCACCUCCACAUAAUUAUUCAAAAAAAAGUGUAUCAAAUCCAUACAGCGUAUGAUACAGUACCACCGUAUAUAGUUGACGUUUUAAACUUAGAUGUGUAAAAUUUGGUCUUCGUUUUUUAUAAAAGUUCUUGAAAUGUAAAAAUAUACUAAGGUAUAGAAAUUUCUUUGGUCUUAUGUACCCACUUAAAAAGUAUUUCAUUGUGUAAGGUAUUUGCACCAUCUACAAUUGACGUGAUUUGUUCUAAGUUUGUCUUGUAGAGAAUACUCUGUGGCGUCAACUACGCCUAUCAUUCGAAAAAAGUUAAAUAAAUUCAUAAAAUGCUUUGUUCCGAGUGCAAACUCGAUCUUGGUACUUUUAAAAAUACAUUUUACAUUUGGAACUUAUUCAUAAAAUAAAAACUAAUUAUCAAUGUCCUAUUGAAAAUUGCCAGAGAACGUAUUGUACAAAGUAUUCUUUAAAAGAUCAUUUGACAUUUUUUCAUAAAUUGUUUGAUAAUCGCCGACUUGAUAGUAAGCCAAUAGAAAAAACAUCGCAUCCGAAUUCUCCAAUGUGUACUAAUAUAUCGAUCAAUAAAACUAUAACACAUGAUCCUAUAGAGUUAAACAGUUCUACUAAACUUAAAUCUAAUAGUGAGAACUGUAGCCAAGACAGUGAAAAUGUAACAA
Molecule: messenger RNA, 2532 nt
Organism: Leguminivora glycinivorella
Lineage: Eukaryota; Metazoa; Arthropoda; Insecta; Lepidoptera; Tortricidae
Exons: 6
Coding region: 1006-1965 (319 amino acids)
Source: RefSeq, a predicted model, not a curated record